Molecule: messenger RNA, 5154 nt
Organism: Cydia pomonella (codling moth)
Lineage: Eukaryota; Metazoa; Arthropoda; Insecta; Lepidoptera; Tortricidae
Product: YLP motif-containing protein 1
Exons: 9
Coding region: 171-3932 (1253 amino acids)
Biological process (GO): regulation of telomere maintenance
Cellular component (GO): nucleus
Source: RefSeq, a predicted model, not a curated record
AUGAUCAAAAUGGCCGCCGAGUGACUGACUGACGUUACAGUAAAUUGUAUUGUAUUGUCAUACGCGAUCAGCCAUUGCACUGAAAUAUGUGCGAUUUUACAAGUUUUAUGACUUGUCAUCACUAAUUUGUUAACGUAUUUAAUAUUAAAAGUUGUAAGAAACAAUUCAAUAUGGCUUGGCAAAUGCCGGGACAAUGGAACACAGGCGUUCCACAAAUGAAUCAAAUGACGCCUGAUUUAAACAUGGGAUCCUACACACCUGAGCAAUGGGCUGUUAUGCAGCAACAGAAUUGGCACCAAUGGACCCAGUGGCAGCAACAGUAUUCGCAAUGGCAAAGCCAGUAUGGCGAAAAGUAUGCACAACAAAUGCAGUCCAUGCAGGCAAUGGUGCCACCCCUUCCAACUUCAAAUACUGCUCCUCCUCCAGCACCGCCUCCACCGGAGAAGCCUCCACCGCCUCCACCACAUGAGAACAACCAGCCCCUAUUUGGACAACCAAAUCCAGUACCAGCCCCAGGAUCACAGCCAGUUCCACAUACAGGGAGUUCUAAUAAUGUUAGCAUUCCUACAGGUAACACCCAAAAAAAUUGGCAGCAUGGAAACGAAAACCGGCAAGAAGCUUCCUUACCCGCCAAUGCAGAGGCCUUAAAGAAACUAGCAGAGGAAGAAAGGCUCUUUGAUAUUCAGUUUGAAAAGUGGGAAGAAGAAAUCCAAAAAUGGAAAAGGGAAAAUGUGAACCAUCCGGACAAACAGGCUUAUCAUGAGUAUGAGCAAAAAUUUGAAACUUGCAGGGCACAAUUGUUAGAGCGUCGGCAGGUGAUGAAACAGAAGAGGGCACGACUGCUGGGCCAGGGUGCUCCCGCUGUGGGCAGUGCUCCAACAGGUAAUCCAUCCCCAGCUCCUCCCCCUCAACAAAUUAUGAGUGCCAGUCGUAACCCUAAUAUGCAGUCCCAAAGCAACAAUAGCUCGUCAAAUCUCGCCCAGCCUAGCAACCAUUAUAAACACCAGGAACAACAUAAUUACCGACCAAAUAAUAAUCAAAUGUCAAUUCAAAACUUUAAAAAUAAUCCUCCCCAAAAUUACCAAGGUAAUUCUCAAUAUGCACAAUAUGAUAAUAAUAUGCAACAAGGUUAUAACAGGAGCAAUAAUCUAGGUGGGGACCCACAAGACAGAUUUGAGUCCUAUGACGCUCAGGAUAUGUAUGACACUCAGGAUAUGGAUGAGGGUAAUUAUUCCCCAGCUCCUGUUGAAAACACAAACUUUUUACCUGGAGCUGGUUCUGCUAAAAGCAUUCCAGGGUUGGAUUUAGUACCGGCAGUCAAAGAGAGUCAACCACAACAACCUGAGGUUAUUGAUAUAACUGGUGACAAACCAAAACCCACCCAGCCACCAGACCUUACUACCAUUUCUAAAGGCAUAAACAACAUUCUUGGAGAUGAGAAAAUCAUGAACAUCCUUUCCAUGGUUCGGAAUCAAGUUGCACCUCCUAUUCUCAAUAAACAAGAAUCUAGUGCACAAAAUGCACCAUUUACUAAUAUGAAUAACUCCAAUGCUCCACCAAAUGCACCAUGUAAUAAUAAUAUGAGUAACAUGAAUGCUCCUCAAAAUGCUCCGUACAAUAAUAUGACUAAUGCUAAUGCUCCCCAAAAUGUCCCAUAUAAUAUGACUAAUGCUAAUGCUCCCCAAAAUUUCCCAUAUAAUAACAAUAUGAGCAGUAAUGCUCCUCCAAAUAAUCAGUGGGACAGAAAUCAUGCUACACCUAACGAACAAUUUAGUAACGCACCCCCAAACAUGUACUACAAUCGUCAAGGUCCUGGCUAUGGUGAUCAAUCUCAGCAAGAUCAGCAGUAUCCACCUCAAAGAAUGAAUGACAGAGAAAAUAUGUCAAUGGAUCCAUACAAUGAUAGGAAUAUGAAAGGACAAAACAUGCAACAAAGACCACAUAUGAGACCUAACAUGCCAAACAUGCAAAACAAUCCUCAACCACUUAUGCAAGAAGGUCAAGGCUAUCAAAAUGAUAAUUUCAAUAGGAGACCACCUCCGCCGCCUCUGCAGGGUGCUCCUGAUAAUAUGAGGCCUAUGAGACCUAAUAUGAAUAUACCGCCACCAAGGCCCCUCAUGGCAGGUGUGCCUGGUUAUGAUGAACAGAAUGAUUAUUCAAGGGGGCCUCAUGAUAACAGAGGUAUGAUGGGCAAUAUGAAUAACCAGGCAAUGAAUAACCAAACUGCGCCGCCUCCGCCACCUCCACAGCCAGCUCGCCCGAAGUGGACUGAAGAGCCAUUAUUUACUCCAUCUGUCAUUGUUGAAUAUGAGCACAAACCUCUAAGAUUGAAAGCUCGUGAAUUCAUUGAGCCCGUCCAUAUGUUUGACUACAAUCAUAAAUCAAAGGAUGAUAACAUUAAGAAAAGAGAUUUCGAAAAAGAAGCAGAUGAAUUAUUCCAGAGGAAACCCAGAAGAAUCGAAUCAGGCGAUGUGUAUAGAGAAAACCGUUUCGGUCCAGGUGAUUACAUGGAAAAUCGUUUUGCCGCUGAAGAUAACUCUAGGGAUUAUUCUCCAAGGGAUUUCGAACGACGAUAUCCUAGAGAAGAAAUCCGACAUGACCAUAGGGAAUUGAGAGAUGACUACAGGGACGUCAGAGGUCCUCCUAGGGACGAAUAUGAUGAUAGAAUUGACAGACGAAGGCCCGAUGAAAGAUACGACGAAAGAAGACGCGAUGAUCGCGACAGAUUUCCUAGACACGAUGAUUUUAGUAGAGACAGAGGGCGGGAACGUGAUCGAGAUAGAGAAGAUUCAUAUAAAGAUAGACAAAGGGAUAUACGUAGAGAUGACAACCGCCAUGACAGUAGAAAUCGUAGUAGGAGUCGCGAUCGUGACUCCCGUAAAAGAGGUCGUAGCAAAGAAAGUAACAUAAGUGAAACCUCGUCAAAGAAAUCGAAAGAAGUAGAGAAGAAAAAUGGAACUCCCAAGCAUGUUGUAAUGAUCGACGAUAUUUUAGAGCCCCCUGGUCGUGAGAUGCGGCCGGAGAAAAUAGUUAUUAUUUUACGAGGUCCCCCAGGCAGUGGCAAAUCGUAUUUAGCAAAAUUAAUAAGAGACCGCGAAGCGGAACACGGCGGGACUGCUCGAAUUAUGUCGAUUGACGACUAUUUCAUGCAGGAAGGGGAAAUAGAAGAAAAAGAUCCUACAACUGGCAAAAUUGUCAAGAAACCAUCUUUAAAAUAUGAAUAUGAAGCAAAAUCAGAAGAAACUUAUCUGAACUCUCUGAAAAGAGCAUUUAAAAGGUCAUUGACUGACGGCUACUUCAACUUUUUGAUUUACGACGCAGUGAAUGACACACUGAGAAGUUACGCUGAUAUUUGGAAUUAUGCUAGACAACAAGGCUUCCAGGUGUACAUUUGUACAAUGGAGCUGGAUUCCCAGUUAUGUUUCAAGAGGAACAUUCACGGUCGGACGUUGGGUGAUAUUCAAGUGGUAACCACUCGGUUCUUCCCCACCCCGGACCAUCACAUUCAGCUGGACGCCACGACGCUGUUACAAAGCGGAGCCAUUACCGAGGUGCACAUGGAGGACGUGGAUGACGAUAUCAUUAUGGAGGACGCGCAGGAACCUGAGGUUGAAAGCUCUUUUACUUCGAAGUGGGAGAAAAUGGAUGACGCGGCGCAACUAGCUCGACUCGAUGGCAUCAGCAAGCCGCUCCGGCCCUCGCACGUCUCAAUGGAGGACUACCUACAGCUAGACGACUGGAAACCAACAACAGCUAAGCCAGGGAAGAAAACGGUACGCUGGGCGGACAUAGAAGAGAGCAGACAGCAAGAGAAAAUGCGUGCCAUCGGAUUUGUGGUAGGACAGACGGACUGGAAUCGCAUGACAGAUCCUACUAUGGGAUCUAGUGCGCUCACUCAAACUAAGUACAUUGAGAGAGUUAGAAGAAGUUAAGUCAUAGUUUAGUGUUACCAUAGAAUCUUGUAUAAGGUGUAAAACCAGUUCAGAGAACUUGUUUGAAAUCUUCAGUAUAUAGACAGUAAUUUCGGAUAACAAAUUAAAGUGUUGAAGUCGCAGUGUGCGUAGCAAUUAAUGAGACAUAUGAUACUGUCAAUAACUUUAUCUUUAGAUGUUUUAUUUUGCUAUGCUUAAGUGUGUGGCACCAGCGCAGCGAUAGAACUUAUUGAAUCAAGUAUAUUUCUUCUUAUUAUGUCAGAGAAUUAGCAUGUUUUCGUUUUAUUUAUUGGAAUACAGGUUAACGUUAUUUAUGUGAUAUUUAAAAAAAUCUCCUAAUAUAAACUUGGACUUAUUUCUGGUGUCUAAUAUUACUAAGUGUUAGAAAAAUAUAGUUACUACUUCUAGUGGCACUGUUUCUACAGCACGCUAUGCUCGCUUCUGCUUGGUUGCAUAAACUAGUUAAUUAGGUAUAUUAAAUUCCUACCAUUAUUAAGGAUAUGAGAAUAGCUAUAGUGCUACGAAUCGUUAAGUUGACUGUCUACGCAUAUACAACUAAGAAAUAAUCUGUAGACAGUUUUCCAAGCGAUACGAUAGUAUACAGCAAUUUGUUUAUAUUUUUCUCAGAAUAUUUUAUUUUUUGUCACAACAACCCGACCAUACACGAAAUUUUCCAGGUAUCUUCAACAAUGAUGUUGAUGAUAUUAUUUUAUUACGUGACGUUUCGUUAAGUCUAGACUUAAAGGCGGAAACCCAUUGCAGCGCACGCCAAUCACAAAUAAUUCGUGUCGGCUCAUUGAUUUAAAACUUAGGAACUUUUGUAGCAACCGUGCACUGCAGUAGGGUUUUACUGGGAAGUGACCCUUUGGGCUAGUUUGAUCUUGUUUAGGCAUAAUACAUAAUAUUUGUAAAUUAGAUACUAUUGUGGUCGCAUGUCCAGUUGCAAAAAAGUUCAUUAUCAUAUUUGUUGCCUUUAGGACUCGCCAAUGGAUAUAUGAAUUUUUCGCAACUGGAUAGUAAGGCACCAAGCUCCUGAAUACACCAUGUGUACAACAAUUGCCAGUACAAAUGAAAAAAAAAACCGCAUCUUUCAUUUAUGAAAGUAGAACUCGAAUUGGAAAAAAGGUAUUUGAGCUUAGGAGCUUGAUGUCUUAUUUCAUUACAAUUAAACCGAAUAAGGUGUAUAUUUUUAAACAUGAAGGUAAUAAAAGCGUUAUAAGGA